UCCCGCCGACACCCCCACCCACAAUCUCCCAAACCCAAACCCACUGAUGAUUUCCCCUCUCCUCCUCUGGGCAUCCAUCGCAAGAGCAGCUCUCGUCGCUGCAAUGCUAUUCAACGCCUGGGUGUGCUGUAUCGUCUUUGCCCUGCUGGGCAUCGGCAUGCUGGCGCCAUAUAACACCCACAUCAUGGCCUUUGGAUGGCAUCGACAGCGGCUCAAGCACUCUGCGUUUGCGGAUGUCGUCCACCUUUUUCCCUCGUCCGCCGGAUCGUCGCAGCGCUGGCCCUCAAUGCUACCAUCUUUGCCCUGUGCGCCCUGCUCUCAAGCACACCGCCGUCUCUCGUCCCGCCUGCUCCCUACUUUGCCGUCCUCAUAACCCUCGUCGUCGCCACCGGUCUGUCCUGUGGAAUUCUUGAAAACGGUGUGCUCCAGCUCGUUUCGUGCUUCCCGGCCGUCUAUAUCCAAGCCGUCGUCAACGGCGAAAACCUGGCCGGUGUUCUUGUCAGCAUCGCCGAACUUGCUUCACUUCUGUAUCCCGGCAACGAUGCUGCCGCCUCCUCGGCCAUUCUGUACUUUUCAAUCACAACGGGGCUGUCGCUCUUGUGCAUAGCUGCCACGCUGCAUCUGUCGCAGCAGCAGCUCUUCAAGCGAUACUAUCGGCUUCCAUCGCCUGCCGCCCCGGCCUCCUCGACUCUGCCCGUUGCCGGGUUACCCACCGACGGAUCGGCGGGCGUCGUGUCCUUGCAGCGCACCACAGGAUAUGGCUCCCUCACCAACUCUGGUUCACCGUCUCAGCCGACCGGCCCUUCCACCAAUCUUCCAAUUAUCGAGGAACAGGACUCAUUCGAAAGCGGUCCAUUCGGAAACGAGCAACAGGCUCGCCAGCGGAGAAACAGUCUAUUGAGCGCUUCCCCGGCAGGGUCCCUCGGGACUGCGGCGGUGUCGAUGAUUCUGGCUACCUCGCCGAAGCGAUCGUCAAGUAGUCAAUUUGCUGCUGCCUCGCCCGAAUGCGAUGUUGGCUCGAUACAAUCUCCGUCGAGACCAGACACGUCGAUGAGCCGGCAUUCCGACUCGGAUGGCGACGCCCUAUCUGAUCGUCGGCAGAAUUCGGCAUCACCCGGCGUAUUCCGACGACCGGAACUCGACACUAUCGAGGAACAGCAGCCGUUGCUCUACCAGAUCUCACCCGUCUCACAUUGCAUGGAUGGAAACCAUCAAAACAGCACACACCCCAGUGCCGAUCUAGCGGCAGCAUCGCCGGACAAGGCUGCAGCGACUGUAUCUGCAGUGCUACCGAAACUCCUCGUGCCAGUCUCGACGAUUUUGUGUCUCUCGAUCCAAACGCUGUCGAUCUUUCCAGGCAUCAUGUCGUCGAUCGAAUCUUCCGCUGGAGACGGUCACCUCAGCGCAAUCUACUUUAUACCGGUGACCUUCCUGCUCUUCAACAUCGGGGCGUGGAUUGGCACAACUCUACCGUCACAGCCACUCCUGAUGCCGCCGCCACAGAGAUACGAUGGCUAUCUAUCCAUCUGGACGGCAGCUCGGUGGCUCUUCCUGCCGCUGUUUCUGGUGUGCAAUGUGGUUUUGCAUGAUGCAGAGGGCAACCCCAUUCCGUCCAUGUUCCCCAAGUUGAUCGGCCACGAUUGGAUCUAUGCUCUCCUGGUGUUUGGAUUUGCUGUGUCGCACGGCUAUCUUAUAUCGCUGGCUCUCAUGGGUGCGCCGGAGAAGGUCCGGGAGGACGAGGAAAAGCGAAUCGCCGGCGGGCUAAUGGCCGUCAUGUACUCGGCCGGCUGCUUUGCGGGAACCCUGGCUGGGUUUGGUCUCAGGUCCGUGCUCUGUGGAUGCAAUCCUUUCUGGGACCCGGCUCUGUCCUGAAUCACUUGUACAGGGUCGAGUGGCGAGCCAUGCAAAGUAUGUUGCAUGGGCGCAUGUGCAGAUACCUGGCAAACAGGCACAUUUCUGUAAUAGAUAUCAUUUUAUCGCA
This is a messenger RNA of Polychytrium aggregatum, 1981 nucleotides long. Its product is annotated as nucleoside transporter-domain-containing protein. Bases 196 to 1872 code for a protein of 558 amino acids. The record is from RefSeq and is a predicted model, not a curated record. The transcript has 5 exons. Gene Ontology annotation, cellular component: plasma membrane; fungal-type vacuole membrane. Gene Ontology annotation, molecular function: nicotinamide riboside transmembrane transporter activity; nucleobase transmembrane transporter activity. Gene Ontology annotation, biological process: nucleoside transmembrane transport. NCBI's taxonomy places the organism in Eukaryota, Fungi, Chytridiomycota, Chytridiomycetes, Polychytriales.